AUGAAAAAAAGUUCCGUUUCGACACCAAAUUGGCUUGAACAAAUUGCCGAACAAAGUCAUAUAGAUUUUCAUGAUUAUGAUAAAUUUUCGGAAAUUGAACCUAUUGUCUCAGGACCUUUUGGGGAAAGUUUUCGUGCAGUUUGGAAAUCUCAUGGAAUGACCAUUAUGUUAAAAAGAUGGAAAGGAAAUCUUGGUACUGAUGAUAAAUCUGUUAUAGAUAAAUUUAUCAGUGAG
Messenger RNA from Racocetra persica, 234 nucleotides. The record is from the annotation of a GenBank genome assembly. NCBI's taxonomy places the organism in Eukaryota, Fungi, Glomeromycota, Glomeromycetes, Diversisporales, Gigasporaceae.